This is a messenger RNA of Gossypium raimondii (Peruvian cotton), 1950 nucleotides long. RefSeq names its product probable polygalacturonase At1g80170. The record is from RefSeq and is a predicted model, not a curated record. Bases 222 to 1586 code for a protein of 454 amino acids. NCBI's taxonomy places the organism in Eukaryota, Viridiplantae, Streptophyta, Magnoliopsida, Malvales, Malvaceae. Gene Ontology annotation, biological process: carbohydrate metabolic process. The transcript is spliced from 9 exons. Gene Ontology annotation, molecular function: polygalacturonase activity.
ACAGUAAUAAAAUGAACAAAGCAAACUAAAAACCAAACAAAUAAAGGCAAUGAAAAGAAUCUCUUUUGAUUUAUAGUGAAGAAACCAAACCAUAAACAUCCCAUGUUUUGAAGCUUCCUACAUUUUUUUCUAAAACCCCACACACCAUUUAUCAAAUCUCUGUUACAGCUCUUCUUUCUUUCUUUCUUUCUUUCUUUUGCUUUGAUGUUUCAUAUAACAACAUGAAAAAUCUGGGUUUAAUCGUGUAUUGUUCUUCAUGUUCAACAUGGAACAUCAUCGUUUUCAUUUGCAGUUUUAUGUUAAUGCAUUCAAAUGUUGUAGUACAUGCAGAAAGCUUUGAUUUUGACUCACUUUUACAGCUCCCAAAAUCUGGGUCAUCAGCAAGAAUCCGACCCAGAGCUAAACAGGUUCUCUCUGUCAGUGAUUUUGGUGCUAAAGGAGAUGGUUACCAUAAUGACACCAGGGCUUUUGAAAAUGCCUGGAAUGUAGCAUGUUCUUUCCCAGGCAGGAUAAGGAUUGUAAUACCAGCUGGAUAUACUUACCUGGUUCAUCCUGUUGAGCUUGGUGGGCAUUGCAAGUCAAAGAUCACUUUGAUGAUUUCAGGUACCAUUGUUGCUCCAAAAAACCCCAAUGUCUGGGAUGGUUUGAAUCCUCGCAAGUGGCUUUACUUUCGUGAGGUUAAACACCUACAUGUAGUUGGGGGAGGAACUAUCAACGGAAUGGGACAACAAUGGUGGGCUAGGUCUUGCAAAAGAAAGAAAACAAAUCCAUGUCGGCAUGCUCCAACCGCUUUGACUUUCCACAAGUGUAAGGAUCUGAAAGUCCAUGAUCUUAUGCUGGUCAACAGUCAACAGAUGCAUAUAGCAUUCACUAAUUGUCUAAGGGUUUUGGUAUCUAAUCUUAAAGUGAUAGCACCCUCUACUAGCCCCAAUACAGAUGGAAUUCAUAUCAGUUCAUCCCGUGGUGUUGAAGUCAAGAAUAGCGUUGUAAGAACAGGAGACGAUUGCGUUUCAAUAGUUGGCAAUACUUCUCGUGUCCAAAUCAGAAACUUUGUUUGUGGACCUGGUCAUGGUAUAAGCAUUGGAAGCCUGGGAAAAUCAAACUCUUGGGCACAGGUUCGUAAUGUACUUGUUGAUGGAGCUUUCAUUUCCAACACCGAGAAUGGGGUGCGGAUCAAAACAUGGCAGGGAGGUAGCGGUUAUGCUUCCGAUAUGCAGUUCAUGAAUAUAUUGAUGGAGAAUGUAGCGUAUCCGAUCAUUAUUGAUCAAUAUUAUUGUGAUUCAGACCUGCCAUGUGCUAACCAGACAUUGGCUGUUAAAGUGGACAAUAUCUCCUAUGUGCACAUUAAGGGAACAUCAGCUGUGGAGGAAGCAAUAAGAUUUGCUUGCAGUGAUAGCCUUACAUGUGAAGGGUUAUAUUUGGAAGAUAUUCAACUCGUUUUGGAAACUAGAGGCAUCACUAAAUCUUUUUGUUGGGAAGCUUACGGCUCAAGUUCGGGUCUAGUGCAGCCCGCUCCAUGCCUAACAUGCAGUGAUGGCUUCAUUAAGCAGAAAGUUCCUUAUGGCCUGCCUAUUGGUUCCUUUUGAGUGGAUCGUAAUACUUCCAUCCAACCAUGUUGGAGUCAGCAACGGCAUAAGCAUUGGAGCAUUGCUGCAGAGCUUUAUUUGCUUGAAAUCCAAAAAACACCUUCUGGAUGUGCAACAAAUUUCUCUCAACAAGUGAUCUAACAGAAAAACGAACUUACCGGAAACUUGUACUGCCAAAAUGUAGGGGAAUUAUAGGUACCUUAUAAUACACUUUCCCCUCUUCUGAGUAAUGUAUGUAAAUAGCAGCUUAGCAAAGAUUGUAAUCAUGCUGUGUUCCACAUAUAUAUACAUAUGUGGAUUCAAGAAUUUGACAUUGUUUAGGGAAGUUUUACCUUUAAUAAACAAGUGGAGUACUUUUUGAUCA